AUGCGGCCGCAAGUGCCAGUGAUUAAACGUUGUUGGCAAACCCCGGAGGUGGUGGUUACGAAGCAAGGUAAGCAGGCAGCGGCUGCGGCUGGAGCGGCGGUGGCGGCGGCGGCGGCGGCGGCGGCGAGGCCCGAACGCGGGUCUCCCGUCCUCGCGCACGUAAUUAGCACUAUGGCGCUGGCCGCAGGGCGCAGCAGCGCGGCGGUGCGUCUGUAUGAGCUAUCGCAGCAAGUGCUCAGGAAUGGCCAUUUACUCGCUGAACCCAUGCGAAAAUGUCACACAUUUUUGUACGUGAAAAGACACUCGGACACUCUUUUUUUUGACAAUUCCUUUCUUGGAGUAUUAUUUUGAAUAAAGUAUUUUGGGUACGUCACGCAAAUUUUAUGUUCUUUGCUGGAAAUUGUAGAAUCCGUUGACUCGCUCCGUUCUCGCAUUUCCAAGUUGUCGGCUUCACAUUCGGUCUACGCGAUUUACAUAACGCAACCUAAAUACUGCAAAGGUGUAACUUGCAAUGCAAUUAUGUGAAUAAAAGACGUAAAAAAUUUCAUUUCGGGCGAAUCUGUCAGCCUUAAUCAAUAGCUAGCCACUCCACCGU
Messenger RNA from Gryllus bimaculatus (two-spotted cricket), 595 nucleotides. The record is from the annotation of a GenBank genome assembly. Lineage: Eukaryota; Metazoa; Arthropoda; Insecta; Orthoptera; Gryllidae.